Messenger RNA from Leptopilina boulardi, 3829 nucleotides. RefSeq names its product extended synaptotagmin-1 (gene Esyt2). NCBI's taxonomy places the organism in Eukaryota, Metazoa, Arthropoda, Insecta, Hymenoptera, Figitidae. The record is from RefSeq and is a predicted model, not a curated record. Gene Ontology annotation, biological process: lipid transport. Gene Ontology annotation, molecular function: lipid binding. The coding region runs from base 440 to 2887 and encodes 815 amino acids. The transcript is spliced from 17 exons.
GUUUUUUUUUUCUUUUGUGAUUCAAUAAUCUUAUUUACUAUAUAUGUUAAAAUAUUAUUGAAUAAUUGAUUACCCUUUACAUUGUAAAAAAAAACAAGAUUAUCAUUAUAUAGUUUAAUAUAUAUAUACUAUAGGGUAAAAAAGACCGAUAAUUUGAAUGUAAAGAAAUAUUACGUAAAAUGUUAUUGAUGACAGAAAAAAUGUAAUAAACGUAUUGAAGAUGUGACAGACUGGUAAGGGACUAAAAUAAAUUUUGAUGAUCUAGUGUAUAUUAUCGACAAAACGCGGUGUGCGGAAACAAGUCGUUCUUCAACGUGUCUUGAUAGUUCAGUCGAUUUUCACUGUUCAAAGAGAUAAAAUUCACAUUGAGUGAUGAAAAAUUCUAGGAUAGGAAAAAAUUAAAAUUUUGCCAUAAAAAAAAAAGAAGAAGUGAAAUAAAAUGGAUCGUCCGGAAGAAAAAGAAAAUGAACUUAGUAAUUGGCCUUACAUGAGUUUAGCAUCGCUUUCAACUUCAUUUGUUGCUAAAUUAACAACAGUUGGAAUUAUUUGGGGAUGGGGUUAUAUGAAUUUUAGUCUCGCUUGGCUAAUUGCUCCAGUUGUUUUAACUGUUUGGAGAACGGAGAGAAAAAAAGAUCAUGAAUUAAAAAGACUUAUGGCACAAGCAACUGCUCUUAGUAAAGAAAAAGAUGUUAUUGCAAGCCGAAUGGAUGAAUUACCAUCGUGGGUUUAUUUCCCCGAUUUUGAUCGUGCCGAAUGGCUUAAUAAAAUUUUGUGUAAAGUUUGGCCAAGUAUAAAUCAUUUUGUUCGUGAUUUAUUUAAAAGUACAAUUCAACCGGCGAUUAUUCAGAGUUUAUCUGAAUAUAAAAUGAAGGGAUUUCAAUUUGAAAGAUUAGUAUUAGGACGCAUUCCACCAAAGAUUUAUGGUAUUAAAACUUACGAUAAAAAUACAUCGAGACAUGAAAUUAUUUUCGAUGUGGAUAUAUUAUAUGCCGGUGAUUGUGAUAUUUCAUUUUCAGUGGGAAAUUUAAAAGGUGGAAUAAAAGAUUUUCAGCUUCGUGGACUUAUGAGAAUUGUUUUGAAACCAUUGAUUCCUGUUAUGCCCUUAGUUGGCGGUGUUCAAGCAUUUUUUCUAAAUAAUCCAGCUAUUGAUUUCAAUUUGGUUGGAGCUGCGGAUAUUCUCGAUUUUCCAGGAUUUAAUGAUAUUUUAAGGAAAAUAAUAACGCAACAAGUAGCGGCACGUUUAGUUUUGCCGAAUAAAAUAAUAGUUCCAUUAUCAGAAGAUAUUCCUUCCGAAGUUUUAAAAAUGCCAGAACCUGAAGGUGUUUUGAGAAUUCAUGUGGUACAAGCGAAGCAUUUAAUGAAAAAAGAUAUUGGCGUCUUGGGAAAAGGAAAAUCUGAUCCCUAUGCAAUAAUAAGCGUUGGAGCACAAGAAUUUCGUACAAAAACAAUUGACAAUACAGUUGAUCCAAAAUGGGAUUAUUGGUGUGAGGCUGUUAUCUAUUCAAUCAAUUUGCAAGAGAUUGAAUUAUCGCUUUGGGAUUGGGAUCCAAAUGUUCCUGGUAUUCAAUUUGAUGACUUCCUAGGAAGAGCUACCAUCGAAGUUAGUCGAGUCAAGAAAAAAGGAACCAUUGAUACUUGGAUUUCAUUGGAGCUGGCAAAGCAUGGAAUGGUACAUUUGCGACUCAGUUGGCUUCAACUUUCAAAUAAAAUUUCCGAUCUUCCUGCAGCUCUAAAGGAAACUCAACAGCUACGCGUGACGUCUAUGAGUACAGCAAUUCUUAUUUUGUACAUUGAUUCAGCAAAAAAUUUACCAUGUAUUCGUGGAAGUAAGCAACCAGAUGUUUAUCUUGAAGCAAGCCUUGGCGGAAAAACAGAGAGAACAAUAACAAUUUUACGAUCAUGUGAUCCAGUUUGGGAGCAGGGAUUCACUUUUCUCGUUGCUAAUCCAGAAACUGGGACCAUGUCAUUUAAGAUAACUGAUGAAAAAUCGGGAAUGAUUGUUGGUACAAUGAAUUUCAAUAUUUCCACUUUACUCGAGAAAGCGAAUUUUGAAUUGAAACAAUCACCAUUCGAUUUGGAGCAAUCGGGAAGGGAGAGCAAAUUAAUAAUGUCAAUGAUUUUAAAGAUUUUAAAAUACGAACAGCCAAAAGUUUCCUCGGAUGAUGAGGAUGAUCCUGAUAAUUUUGAAUCCCAACCAAAAAUCGAACGUCAAGGAUCAACAAUCAGUAAUCUUUCCAGCAGUGUUCCGCCCAGUCCAUUGAAAAAACAAUCGUCCAAAGAAUCAUUACAAAGUGCCGGAAGUAAUGCAUCGGUAACAGGAGUAGGAGGAGGAGGUGGAACAAAUAUUUCAACUGUUCCUGAAGUUCCAACGCCAAUUUCCGAGGAACCAAUAAUUCGUGAAACAAUAACAUCACAAACAUCUUCCGUUAAUCCAAAUUUAGUUCAUAGACAUCCAAGUUUUACAUCAUCAACCGGCGAAUCAAAACUCGGAAGAAUUCAACUCACAUUACAAUACAGUGAACCACGUCAAAAACUUUUUAUUCACGUCCACAAAGUAGCGCAUUUGCCUUUACCACAAAAUGAUCCGCACAACAUUCCGGAUCCAUACGUAAAACUUUAUCUUCUACCAGACAAGCAUAAGGAAACAAAACGAAAAACAAUUGUGAUAAAGGAUAAUUGUAAUCCAAUAUUCGAUGAGAAAUUUGAAUAUAUUGUAUCGCAGGGCGAUAUUAAUAGUAAAACACUUGAAAUUUCUGUAUGCACACAAAAAGCAUGGCUAUCAACGGGCAAUAAUAUAAUGGGACAAAUUCAUAUUGAUUUGUCGCAAAUUGAUUUUUCACAAUCAGUCACAUCAUGGUUUGAUUUACAACCAGAAAUUAAAGACUAGAUUUGGAGGCGUAGAAGAGGGAGAUUUUUUCUCUUUUAUCAAUUUUUUUGCAAACGCAAAAAAUAAUUCUUUUUUUUUUUAUAUCAAAGAUUAUGAAUCUCAUUUUUUUUUCUAUUUAGCGUGUUAAGGCAAAAAAAAAAACCUUUUUUUUAAAUACUUGGGCAUUUUAAAAAUGUUAUGAAAAAAAUAUUUCAUAUUUAUUUACUCUUGAAAUAUUUUCUAUUUCUUAAUUUAUUGUCAAAAAAAUUAUUUUUCUGAUUAUUUUUUUGUUAAAGUAUUUUCUAAAAAUAUAUAAAAGAAAUAGUUUUUUUUCCCGUAAAAAUAAAUUAGUUUUUCAAAUAGAAAAAAAAAAUAUACGCUUUGCCAGAUAUUUGUAUUUAUAAACGGCAAUUAAAAACAGUGUGAUAAUACCGGAAAGUUUUUUUUUUUCAAACGCUUUUAGUAAAUUUUAACCAAAAAAAAAAAAAAACCGGAUUUACUUAAGGCACUAAGCACCGCGAUACUAAUAUAGAAAUAUUGCAUAAUUUUUUUUUUUUUUUUAAUCUAGAUUUUGUAAGUGAAUAUUAUAGAUUAUAAUUUUUAUCUCGAAUCUCACUCUCUACGCAAAUUAAUAUAUUUCUUCAAAGCCUGAUAUAAAAGGGAACAGAACUUUCCGAGUACUUAAAAAGUAUUAAUAUAUAAUAUUAAUUAAUAUUACAAUAUGAAGUCCAAAACAAAAAAAAAUCUAUUGUCUAUUCAUAAUCUUUACUAAACAUUUUUUAAAAUAUGUUAUAUACACAAAAUAAUAAUUAGAGAUAUAAUAAUUUUUAAUCAAAAAAGCGUCUCUAGCUUGUUAAAAAUAAAAAAAAUUUAUAUAUAUUUAUAUAUAAGUUGAUAAAAGUGAUUUAAAAAGUGCGUUGUUAUAUUUAUACUCAUAUUUACACUACGAUUGUUCAAAAUAUA